Messenger RNA from Protopolystoma xenopodis, 261 nucleotides. The record is from the annotation of a GenBank genome assembly. Lineage: Eukaryota; Metazoa; Platyhelminthes; Monogenea; Polystomatidea; Polystomatidae.
AUGCUUAGCACAUUAUCUCCUCUUCUCAAAUGCUGUCAAAGUAUAUCAUCUCGUGCAACACCAGCUGUUCACGGAAGUGACGAAUUUCAUGUACCACCCAGAGAAGAUUCUGUUGCAGCCGCUCUCCUUCUUGUUAAUCUAGUCACAUCGCAGCUUCGACCGCCAAGUCUGGCACUUGCCUCUCCAGCUCCUGUGACCGGGGCGACUUUCUUAAACCAUUCGGCAACAGGACUUUCGGAUCAGAUGGUAGGCUUAAACUAG